Brienomyrus brachyistius is the source of this 3812-nucleotide messenger RNA. RefSeq names its product family with sequence similarity 234 member B (gene fam234b). Bases 101 to 2266 code for a protein of 721 amino acids. The record is from RefSeq and is a predicted model, not a curated record. Gene Ontology annotation, molecular function: protein binding. The transcript has 13 exons. NCBI's taxonomy places the organism in Eukaryota, Metazoa, Chordata, Actinopteri, Osteoglossiformes, Mormyridae.
UUCCACAAAAGGGGGCGUCCUUCAUAGCGAAUUAAAAACCGUUUUCUGUACUCAAAUGACAGCCCGCAUAUUGUGACAUUUCUAUCCUCCUCUCUCUACGAUGGCAGCAGCCCUGUCGCGAGCUCUUAAAUUGCCUGGUAAAAAGGGCUCAGAGCUUGGAGAAUAUGACCCCCUGACCCAGGCUGACAGUGAGGAUGACAGUGAGGAAGAUGACCUGGUCCUCAAUUACCCUCGCAAUGGGCUGGGCAGGGGCAACUGUAUGGGCUCAGGCACAACAGAUAUGCGUGGUGGUAGGGUAGGAAGGCUUAUGGAAGAUGAAGAUGAUGUGGAUGAAAGGGACGAAGAUGAGGAGGAGUGGAGGGAACAACAUCUCAAGAAGAACCGACAGGAAAGAGACGACCUAAAGAGCAGGCAGUACUGGAGUCAGAGGGAGGGCCGUGAUCUUGGGUUCCAGGAUGGUGGGGGGCCAGGGUCCACUCGUGCUGGUGGGCUUGGUUUGGACUCAGGAUCUGACCCAGAGGCAAAGAGGAUUCGGAUGAGAGGGACGAUCCGCACCACAGUUUUCCUGGUGCCACUUUGCUGUGCUGUUUUACUGGUGCUGCUCUGUGCCUUUCUACUGCCCUGCCAGCAGGGAGAGUUGAAUGGGAUACCACAGUGGGAAACCGGAUUAGGGGAAGUAGGUGUUAACUCACCCCCUCUAGCAUUGUGGGAUGUGGACAACGACACCAUUGAAGAUGUGUUAGUGUCAGUCACUCAGCUAACCAAUGACAGCCGGCUGGGAGGCCCUCAGGGCAACAGCAAAGAGCACAGCGUGGCCGCUGUAUCUGCUGUCCGGGGGAACGUGCUGUGGAAAACAGGCCUGAAGGAACCAGCUUUGUCCAUCCAGUGCGGGAUGCGUCCACAGGCUCGUCCCGUGGCCCCACCACGCAGAACAUUCCCACAGCGGCAGUCUGUCUCGGGGCCAGCGGGCCAGGGCAGGGGACCCAUCUGCCUAGUGACUGGCUCAGCCCAUCUCAGCGCCCUUGAUGCCGCCACUGGUAAGAUGCUGUGGACUGUAUCCCCGGGGCAGAUAGUGUCCCAGGUGGUGUCUGUGCCAGAUCUCACUGGAGACGCCGUUCCAGAUCUUCUCAUUGCCGCCCUGCCCCCCGAUCAGGCGUCUGAUCUUUCGCUAAUGCUACUGUCGGGGGUGUCCGGCGGGCCCAUUGGACACCCUGUAACCUUUAACGUCACUACUCAAGGCAAACUGAUUGGGCCUGAACUGCAUGUCACCAAGCAGCGAGCGUACUACAUUCUGUUUGGACUGGGCACCGUGGAAGCAGUGUGGCUCACAGACAUUUACACCCAAGCCACCAGCAAUGCACCUAGCAGGACCAAAGUCUCUCCUGCCCUGAGAGUCAAAGAGCCCAGCUGGGAGAAGAUGCACAAGCCCAACUCCUCCCUUAUACACAUCUCUAGUGGCCCCGAUCAGGUUGACUUCUUCCUCCCCAUGGCAGCAGGGUUGUGUAGCAACCACAACAACCUGUACUUCCAGUUUGAUAUGAACGCCAGUAGCAGCAACUGGGCCGUGGUUUACGGUUCCAGAAGGCUGUCAGUGCUGAAGGAGCAGGAUGCCCAAACAGAAUGGAUGGUCAGCACCGCGGCCAUACAGAGCCGUCCAACGCCAGGCUAUUUCAAUGGAGAUCGAAUACCAGACCUUCUGAUCCAGCAGUCUGCUGGUCCAGGAGUCAGAAAGGUGCAGGUCAUCAAUGGCGCAAGCGGGCAGAACCUUUGGGAAGCGGAGUUUGUGUGUCCGCGUAUACACCUGCAGGGAUCCUCGCUCUUGACCAGCUCUGGCCAGUCGGCUUUCCUGUUCUGGGCCGGUGACAUCCAGCGGCCUCAGAACCUCUCCAUAGCAACGCCCUCUCCAGUGGAGUCCCCGGCUGAUCCAGUCCUCCGAAAACUGUACCUGCUGCACCCCGCCUACCCCACAAUCCUCGUGGAGCUUACGAGUACAACAGACACCAUUCUCACUGCCGCAGUGAGUUACCAGGAGCAGCAGAAAGAUGCGUCCUACGUCACGGUCUCCUCACGGCACCCGCCAACAGGCCCCAAGCCUGACGCUCAGGUGGUCAAGCACAUGAGGCUAAAGGCCUUGAUCACAGACGGCCGCGUCCUGUGGCUAGGCGAGGCCCGGCGGGCCAGCCAGUCCCUCAGGCCUGGGGAUUUCGAGAUAAACAAGUUCUUCAGACAGCUUUCUUUUCGUCCACAUCAGGUAAAGACAAAGUGACCAGAGGCUGUUCCUGGGCCCACUCUGCGUCACCAUGGAGCAGCGCGUGAGAACCACAGAAGGGGUGGAGUAUCAUUUUCACUGGAUUAAGCAACCACAAAUCUCACCCACAAAAUGUGAUUUUCUUUUUUUUUUGUUUCCUAGCUAUUUGUACAGACUACUGGAGAUGGGAUAAUUGUUUUUAGAAAUUUUAAGGUUUUAUUUGUAAGGAACUUGUUUUAUUUAUUUAUACUCUAUCUCUGAAUAGCAUAUGAGAUGUUUCAUCAUUUAUAUAGACAGCACUGAUACGUUAGGCUUCACCACUACAAUUUCACUAGACAGAAAGCACAAAAAUGCAUGUCUGUUUGAACGCAUUUGGGACACAUUCCAACACUGGUCAAAAGCUUUUUAAACAACAAUUUAGUAACAGACUUGGUUUAAUUAAUUCAUAUAGUACAGUGAUGCAUGUGUUUGCUUAUAUUUCUCUUUGCUGCUCUGUGUAGGUCUGGCUUGUGUGGUACAAAGCAAGUGUGCUACUGAUCAAGUACAUAGAUAUGUGAAUGACUAUAUAUUUACUGGUCAUCUAAUUUAUUCUAAGGACGUUAUUUUGUCAUAUUAUUUUACAGCAUCUUAGAGUAAUAACAGAAUGUCACGUGACUGGAAAAUUCGAUAACCUCAAAGUACACUCAAACACCCAAAGAAGGGCGUAACGUAGCCCCUGAUUUGGGCUACUCAAAUUAACCACUUCGAUCAUAUUUAGAGUGCUAUGUGGUAUAAACAAUGCGUGUCUGAAUCACUGCUGAUGAUCCUGUAACGUUUGGCAGACCGAAACACUGCAGUGGAGGCAAGAAACUAGAAGGUUUGAUUUAGGGGGAAGGAAUGCCCUUUUAUUAAGCCCUUAAAAAGACUAACACAGACAUCAAACAACCACUGGCAACACAUAACGAAGAAACACAGGGAGGUCUAAUGUUGGACUGUAAGGUAUACACACGAUGGGUAAUUUAUGCAAUGGCUAAAGAUAUGCGAGGAUUGGACAGCAUUCAUUCAUAACACAAAGGUACAUACGAUAAUUGGGUCCACAAAACAUAUUUAGAACAAGACACACAGGGGUUAUGCAGAAGACUAGCGAGCCUACCGGAAAAUUCUAAUAGGCUUCGCUGUGCGGAGCCAUUUCACCAGCGCUAUACUGCCCCCCCCCCCCCCCCCCCCCAAAGUUCGACCGUCCCGGAAACCACACCCAGCUGGUGUGUCUCUGAUAAUGGGGAGAGCCAUCCACUUGCAAGCAUUGGUGAGGCCGAGCAGAGCGGGAGGCUGGCGAACACUGAGCUGCUGGCAGGCACUGGCAUUGCAGGUCGCCCCAGGCGCAGACCCUUUCCCUUAUGUGGCUUAGAGGGAACUGUGGUGUUAUUAUUAUUAUUUAAAGUGGCAGCUUGAACAUAACUACAGGCAACUGUAAAAUUUCAUAAGGCAGCACUGGGGAUUGAGCGCAAGUGACUCUUUAAGAAACAGAUGUGCGUGUUUUUUGGCUGGAGAAGAACUGCAAUAAAUAGUUCACGUCUUCUCAACA